GUUUACUGUCAAUCACAUUACAAAUUUAUCAAACUUUGAUUUAAAAAUCCUUUACAGAAGUGAAUUUUUUUAUUUGUUGACAAACAACAUAACAUUUUCCAACGCCAAGGCAAUGGUGUCCUUACCACCGCUGAAGUCGUACGAAGAGACUGCUGUCGACUUGGUCACGUGCGUCAUCAACCGAGCCAAAGACCAGCUCGGCUGUCGACAGACCUUGAAAAGCAUCGCCCUAACCCGCUCCCAGUUAAACCGCCCUUAUGUGUUGAAACUUGGAAACUUGGAGCCUCCUGUCGCCCAGAGCGGUGAGAGGUUUAUCAGAGAAGCCAUAGAAAACGUGUGGAAACUCACUGAAACGUUCAUGUACCAUAUCGAGUACAUUGGCUGUUAUAAUGAUGAUGUCGCUAUUGCUUAUUAUUUUGAGGUGAAGUUCAGCCAGCCCACGGCGAAGUACCCGAUCCCGCAGGCCACCGCCUCCGUGUUCUUCAAGGUUCAGGAGCAGACGAGCGAGUCUACCAGCAAAGAGACUGCUAAAAUAACCUUCCGUCUGGAAGGCCACUACCAGGACCACGACGUCCGCCGGGUGCUCCUCGUCCCCGACUGGAUCCUGGCGCUGCUGCAGAUGAAGCUCCAGCUGUUCCGGAGAAUCGAGGGCAUCCACGUGUUCUGAUAGGAGCGGAG
Molecule: messenger RNA, 678 nt
Organism: Plutella xylostella (diamondback moth)
Lineage: Eukaryota; Metazoa; Arthropoda; Insecta; Lepidoptera; Plutellidae
Cellular component (GO): cAMP-dependent protein kinase complex
Molecular function (GO): protein kinase A regulatory subunit binding
Source: RefSeq, a predicted model, not a curated record